Messenger RNA from Microtus oregoni (creeping vole), 1375 nucleotides. Its product is annotated as tubulin beta-6 chain-like. Lineage: Eukaryota; Metazoa; Chordata; Mammalia; Rodentia; Cricetidae. Gene Ontology annotation, cellular component: cytoplasm; microtubule. Gene Ontology annotation, molecular function: GTPase activity; structural constituent of cytoskeleton; GTP binding. The record is from RefSeq and is a predicted model, not a curated record. Gene Ontology annotation, biological process: microtubule cytoskeleton organization; mitotic cell cycle.
GGAGAGCCAGCGCCCGAGCGCAGACGCGCCCGCCAUGAGGGAGAUUGUGCACAUCCAGGCGGGACAGUGCGGGAACCAGAUCGGUACCAAGUUUUGGGAAGUGAUCAGCGAUGAGCACGGCAUCGACCCAGCUGGAGACUUUGUGGGCGACUCAGCGCUGCAGCUGGAGCGGAUCAGCGUCUACUACAAUGAGUCAUCCUCUCGGAAGUAUGUGCCCAGGGCUGCCUUGGUGGACUUGGAGCCAGGCACCAUGGACAGUGUGAGAUCUGGGCCUUUUGGGCAGCUCUUCCGGCCUGACAACUUCAUCUUCGGACAGACAGGCGGGAACAACUGGGCCAAGAGUCACUACACUGAGGGCGCGGAGCUGGUGGACUCGGUGCUAGAUGUGGUGCGCAAGGAGUGUGAGCACUGUGACUGUCUGCAGGGCUUCCAGCUCACGCAUUCGCUGGGCCGUGGCACGGGCUCAGGCAUGGGCACCCUCCUCAUCAGCAAGAUCCGGGAGGAGUACCUGGACCGCAUCAUGAACACCUUCAGCGUGAUGCCAUCGCCCAAGGUAUCAGACACCGUGGUGGAGCCCUACAAUGCCACGCUGUUGGUGCACCUGCUGGUGGAGAACACUGACGAAACCUAUUGUAUUGACAAUGAAGCUCUUUACAACAUCUGCUUCCUCACGCUCAAGCUAACCACGCCCACCUACGGGGACCUUAACCACCUGGUGUCUGCCACCAUGAACGGCGUCACCACAUCGCUGCGUUUUCCAGGUCAGCUCAAUGCUGACCUGCGCAAGCUGGCUGUGAACAUGGUGCCCUUCCCACGCCUGCACUUCUUCAUGCCCGGCUUUGCACCACUAACAGCCCGGGGCAGCCAGCAGUACCGUGCCCUAACAGUGCCUGAGCUCACACAGCAGAUGUUUGAUGCCAAGAACAUGAUGGCUGCCUGUGACCCGCGCCACGGCCGCUACCUGACGGUCGCCACUGUCUUCCGGGGCCUCAUGUCCAUGAAGGAGGUGGAUGAGCAGAUGCUGGCCAUCCAGAACAAGAACAGCAGCUACUUCGUGGAGUGGAUCCCCAACAACGUCAAAGUGGCCGUGUGUGACAUCCCUCCACGGGGCCUGAAGAUGGCUUCCACCUUCAUUGGCAACAGCACCGCCAUCCAGGAGCUGUUCAAGUGCAUCUCCGAGCAGUUCUCGGCUAUGUUCCGCUGCAAGGCCGUCCUGCACUGGUUCACUGGUGAGGGCAUGGACGAGAUGGAGUUCACCGAGGCUGAGAGUAACAUGAAUGACCUGGUGUCUGAGUAUCAGCAGUAUCAGGACGCCACGGUCAACGACGAGGAAGAGGCUUUUGAAGAUGAGGAUGAAGAAGAGAUCAACGAAUAG